AUGGCGAGAGAUUUAGAUGAAGAUUUGGAGUUAGAGAUAUUGGUGAGGCUGCCACCAAAAUCAUUGAUGCGAUUCAAGUGCGUUCAACGAUCAUGGAAUGCACUUUUUAGAAAUCAUAGAUUCGUGAUGAGUCACAUGAAUAUGCUCAUGUCAAAAGAGCAUCUUAUGGUGUUUGAAUUUUAUGGCCACGCAUCACUAACAUGCGAUGACCCAUCACAACCACCUCUGUAUCUCAAUUGCUCUUCCCCCAACAAAAGCUUCAAUUUUCAUUGGUCAUGCGGUUCUUCUUGCAACGGUGUUUUUUGUCUUGGCGUGUUCGACGAACACGAUGAUUAUCGGUUAAUUUUGUGGAAUCCUAAUACAAGAGAGGUCAAUCUUAUUCCCUUUGAUUCUCAUUCUCAGACAUCUGAACGCUAUAGUGAAUUUUAUUGCUUCGGUUUUGAUCCCAACACAAAUGACUUCAAAGUUGUCAAACUCAUCCGAACAGGUCAUUAUCCUCCUAUUAUUUCAUGUGCGGUGGUUUAUAAUCUUAGUACAAAUUCAUGGACCUUUAUCCAUGAUUUGCAUCAUCCUAUUUUUUCAUGUAGGGGGUCUUGUUAUAGUGACAAUGUUCUUGUUAAUGGUGUUUAUCAUUGGUUGACUGGCGUUGAAGGUGGUUUUGGUUACAUCCUAUGCUUUGACUUCUGCAACUAUCAAUUAAGAUAA
Messenger RNA from Gastrolobium bilobum, 705 nucleotides. Its product is annotated as putative F-box protein At3g16210. The transcript has a single exon. The record is from RefSeq and is a predicted model, not a curated record. Bases 1 to 705 code for a protein of 234 amino acids. Gene Ontology annotation, molecular function: protein binding. Lineage: Eukaryota; Viridiplantae; Streptophyta; Magnoliopsida; Fabales; Fabaceae.